Messenger RNA from Melampsora larici-populina 98AG31, 423 nucleotides. RefSeq lists its product as uncharacterized. The record is from RefSeq and is a predicted model, not a curated record. The coding region runs from base 1 to 423 and encodes 140 amino acids. The transcript is spliced from 5 exons. Lineage: Eukaryota; Fungi; Basidiomycota; Pucciniomycetes; Pucciniales; Melampsoraceae.
AUGUUCAAUCUUUUUCUCGUUGUUCUGCUCGUCGGAAAUCUCGGGUCGCAUAUGUUCGUAGAUGCCAAUGCUUUCGACUGCACUUACGGUUGGAACAUACCAAAGCCGGGGGAAAAGAAGUAUUUGUGUCAAUCAUAUACCAAAAAUGCCGACCCGGUUUACCAUUAUUGUGAUUGGUGUGGAAGGAAUGAUGGACUGAUACCAGCUGCUGUUGACUGUGUAGACCCCAAUGGAGUUCUAAUGGCCCCGAAGAUAAAAGUACUUUGUAAUGUCGCAAUUUAUCAAGGUGACGGGGACAGACCUAUUGAGUGCUUGCAUCGGGACCCGGAUCAUGUUGUGAGAACGUAUCAUUGCGCGACUCAAGUUGUGUUUCAACAAUGUCCUCAAGAUAAGUGUAACACGCAGAACCACGCCAAUUCUUGA